Kazachstania africana CBS 2517 is the source of this 2829-nucleotide messenger RNA. RefSeq names its product Boi2p (gene BOI2). Gene Ontology annotation, biological process: receptor recycling; retrograde transport, endosome to Golgi; endosome organization. Gene Ontology annotation, cellular component: recycling endosome; trans-Golgi network; early endosome. Lineage: Eukaryota; Fungi; Ascomycota; Saccharomycetes; Saccharomycetales; Saccharomycetaceae. The transcript has a single exon. Gene Ontology annotation, molecular function: protein binding. Bases 1 to 2829 code for a protein of 942 amino acids. The record is from RefSeq and is a predicted model, not a curated record.
AUGAGUGAAAAACUAACUUCAAUGCUAUCUAAGUUAGACACUAACUUGGCCCCUCCCACUGAUCGUUCAGGGGACUCCCAACUAAGCUCAACAAGCUCUGAUGCCCCAAAGAUUUUUCCAAUGUAUAUCUGUAUAAAUGAAUAUUUCAAAAGAAUGGAGGAUGAAUUAGACAUGAGGCCUGGCGAUAAGAUUCAGGUUUUGACCGAUGAUGAGGAAUAUAACGAUGGCUGGUACUUUGGCCGUAAUUUAAGGACCAAAGAGGAGGGUUUAUACCCAGUCGUUUUUACGCAGGUUAUCAGUACGGAGAGAAAGCCUACUCUUAUGAGGGCGAAGUCCUCAAAGAGAGUUUACAGUCCUCUUGGAAUGGAGGCGGGAAACUUGUCGUCAUACUCAGUUGAUGCCCCAUCCAGCGAACUCCCCACCCCACAACCUUUGGAAACAGCAGCUUCCAUAUCGUUUGAAGGUAAAAAUCCUUUAGAAAGAAUCAUCUCAGUAAAAAAUACAAUGCAUGAUAUUGACAAAGCCCUAGAAGAAUUCAAGUUCGAAAGUAAUGAAUCCAUCGGUCAUAAAGAAGGCUACACUUCUGAUGAUGCUGCACAUGAUACAAAUUUAUCAUCUACUACUGGUUUAGAUGUUACAGCCAAUAAUAGAUCUGACGUCACGAUAAAUUCUUCUAGUAAAAUGAGUGCAGGUGAUCUAAAUCCAGUGUACGUGGAAGAUUGGAGCCCUGAACAGGUAACUACUUAUUUUUUAAAUUGUGGAUUCGAUUCACAUUCUGCAUCCAAGUUCAGACUACAUAAAAUUUCAGGGAAGAUUUUAUUGGAAUUAGAAUUGUCCCACUUAAAGGAAUUAGAUGUUACUUCAUUUGGUACAAGGUUUGAAAUGUUCAAAGAAAUUGAAAGUCUGAAGGAGCUUGCAGUAUCAACAACCGGCAUACAAAACAGAUCUAGUGUAUUAAUGCCACCGGCACAUUUAAACGAACCUUCCUAUAAGCAACAUGCCAGGAAAAAAUCCCAAAGCAUGGAUGAUUUGCCACUUCAGAAACCAAGUGAAACUGAAAGAAUAAUAAGGCAAAGACCAACGUCUUUGCUAAUAAAUGGAAAAGCUGCAAGAAAGUUCGGCGACCAACAGUUGGAAUCGCCCUUAGAGAAAAGUGAAAUUAACUAUGAUAUGUUUGCUUCCCCUAGACAGGCUCCAAAGCCACCUGCAUACCCAAGCCCUGUACAACCACCCAAAUCCCCUAUGUUCGGCGGUAGUGAACGUUUUUCUAGCGCCAUAAAGAAUUUAACACCAGAUUCAGAUUCAGAUUCAGAUGAUACUUCUUUUAAAAAUCUGGCCCCAAAUAGGAAAAGUUUUAAUGAUAAGGCGAAUAAUCGAGAUUCGAUUCUUCAUAGUGGCCAUACUAAUAGUGCUGAAAAUGCUUCCUACCAUACUGCCAAUGAUUCAGAUAACGAUGCCGAGCAAGAUAGACCCACAUCAAGUAUAUAUGCAAGCAGCUCAAUACAGGAAUCAACAGAUCAUUAUGCAAGUAAUAAUUUAGAAGUAGCUGAAGGAAAAGAGCCUAAGAGAAGCUCCUCGAUGCUAUCUUAUUUCUCAAAAACUAAUGAUAAGACAAGUACCGAUCAAAAAGUGACGACAACCAACUCAGUCAGUAAGAAAAAGAAGAGUUCGUUCAUUACAAGUCCGUUUAGAAGAGAAUUCACUGAGAAUGCAGUACGUUCUACGCCGAAGACUGCUAAACAUGAUGGAACAUCUACUACUCCAAGGCAUUUAAAGAAUAAGAAAAAAAGUGAUAAGCAAGAUAACUCCAAAAGAAGAUCUGUCAGUGCUAAAGAUCCACAACAAGUUGAUUUAGCAAAGAAAAUACUUGAAGAAGAUAAAAGUAAACGUUCUGUUAGUGAAGCUGUUAAAGAUAAGACUUUACGCGCCAUGACUACAAGACAACCUUUAAGAAAGCAACAAACUUCGGCUUUUAUGGAGGGAAUAAGACACAUUUCUGUAAAAGAUGCCAUGAAAACUGCCGAUUACUCCGGUUGGAUGAGUAAGAAAGGUGGUAACCCAAUGAGUUCUUGGAAGACAAGGUUCUUUACGUUACAUGGUACUAGACUAUCGUAUUUUGCAAACACUACAGAUACAAGAGAACGUGGUUUAAUCGAUAUCACUGCCCAUAGGGUGGUGCCAGCCAAGGAAGAUGAUAAAUUAGUGUCAUUAUAUGCCGCAAGUACAGGUAAAGGUCGUUAUUGUUUCAAAUUGAUCCCACCUCAACCUGGCUCAAGGAAAGGGUUGACGUUCACGCAACCUCGUGUUCAUUAUUUUGCUGUUGAUACCAAAGACGAGAUGAGAGGAUGGAUGGCAACUUUGAUAAAGACCACCAUUGAUAUUGAUACCACUGUACCUGUGAUCAGUUCAUACACAACGCCAACCGUCUCUCUAAGUAGAGCAAAGGAGAUGCUAGUAGAAGCUCGAGAGGAAAAUAAGAAGAGAGAGGAACAACGGCUUCUAGAGGCACAUGACGAAGAUAUGUUCCUUUGGGACGAGGGACAAAAGAAGAAAAAAACUGCUACAGAUCGCGAACAUAGUGAAGAUGACCAUCAAAGUAGUACAGGCCAGUCAUCCCUUGUGGAAGGUACUUCCAAUGUCAAUACUACACUAACUACCAGCUCAACUACAGGAAGCAAUGGGUUUUCAAGCCCAUAUUUGUUAGCUUCAGGUAUUCUCUCACCUGGAGUAGCCCGUCAUAAUAGCAGUCGAGUAGGAGAGAAGUCGAAGAAAUUAGGAAAAGAUGAUCAUCUAGGCCCAGACCUAAAAUACACUGGAGAAAAGAUAUAG